Molecule: messenger RNA, 1294 nt
Organism: Lycium barbarum (goji berry)
Lineage: Eukaryota; Viridiplantae; Streptophyta; Magnoliopsida; Solanales; Solanaceae
Product: FCS-Like Zinc finger 14-like
Exons: 2
Coding region: 676-969 (97 amino acids)
Source: RefSeq, a predicted model, not a curated record
CACGUAACAUGAAAAUAAUUCGAAAUGACAUACUACAUUAUGUAUUUACGUGACUAUUUAUAUUCUCCAUUCUCCCACCUCCCCUGAAAACCAGAGAUCAAGAAAACCGAUCUUUUCUUCCCUAACCCAAUAUCCAUCUCUCUCUAAUCCUUUCAAUCUUGCAAAACCUCAAUAAAAAAAAAUAGGAACAGAGAGAGACCCCCAUAAAGGCGUCUCUCUUUGUUCCUUUCAAAAAAAUGGCUACAAUGGGAGCCCAUUAUAAGAAAAUAUUAUCCAUCAAUCCUUCCAUAUUUACCCCCACUGAUAAUAAUAACUCACCAAAAUCCACCAAAUCAUCACCUAACAAGUUUUAUGAAGACACAAAUGAUGUUGUUGGUCUUGGAAUUGUUGCAGCCAUGUCCAAUCAAAAUAAUAGUAAUAAUAAUAAUAAUAAUAAUAAUAAUAAUAAUAAUAAUAAUAAUAAUAAUAAUAAAACUUCAAUUCAUGCUAUUUCUCCAAGGCUAUCAACUUCAAACCCAAUACCAAUCUUGAGUAAUAAUUCUAAUCCUAAGAAGAAGAAUAAACAACCUAGUAUUGAGGAAAUGGAGAUGUGUGAAAAGUAUACACGUGUGAUUUCUCAUGUGGGUAGAAAUUUGGUUAAGAAAAAAGAAUAUUUUGAUGAUCCAUUUCUAGGAAAUGUGUAUCAAAGACCAAAUGCUGCUGUUUUUUGCUGCUUCUGUUCCUGUUGAAGCGUUUAGAUCGGUAGAGUUCCUGAAUACUUGCUCUUUUUGCCAGAAACAGCUUCAGGGAUUGGACAUUUUCAUUUACAGAGGAGAGAAGGCGUUUUGUAGCUCAGAGUGUCGUUUCAAGCAAAUCAUGAUUGAGGAACACAAAGACAGGUGUGGUUCUGGAGCCAUGAAAUCCCCCGAGUACUCUACCUCCCCUUGCUCUGGCCCAAUGCAGUUUUCCACUGGUGUUGCUGUGGCAUAAGUCUUGUAUGGUACACAAGUCAAUUAAGUAAACUGUUUAUACAGGUCCAGAAAGAAGAUUUUGGUAUCAAAGGAGUUAGAAGAUCUAAAAUUUGUGUUCAAUGUUGAGAAGGCAAUCACUGUUAAUGGAAUGUUUUUCUGCCUGCCAGAGGUGCUGAAGUUUUAUUAGAACCUAUUAAGAAGGAGAGAGUUUCUUAGUUUGGUUAAACUUACUGAGAAUACACAUCACAACUUUUAUAUCUAAAGACCACAUAUACAUAUUUACAUAUCUAAGUUUAUAAAAUUGGAAUCUAUAUGCAUUUUAGAUUCCACUAAACUUGUGGGAA